AUGCCCCGCCUCUCCGCCGUCGAAGGCGACGACGCGUCGCCCCUCUACCGUCGCGCACCCCCGCUCGCCUCCAAACUCGAGCACGUCGAGGCGCCCGUCGACCCGACGAGCUCGCCCUUCAAGCACGCCGCGCUCGCCGACUUCGACGAGGCGCUCGCGUCCUUCGCCAGCUCCGAGAUGUUCCGCAUGUGCGACGUGGGAGACCCGUGGACCACGAACGGGCUGGAGCUCAGCGCAUCGAGCGGGCAGACGCGCGAGGACGCAGCCUUCGCGCACGCGAUGGGAGGAGGAGGAGGUGGAGGAGGAGGAGGUGGAGGAGGAGGAGGAGGAGGAGGAGGAGGCGGGGCCGGGGGCGGGGGCGGAGCCGGCGACGACCCGCUCGUCGCGCUCGCGUCCCGUCAUCGGUACGGCCACGCGAACGUCCUCGUCCCCGACGGAAACCCGUGGUGGAGCGAUCCGCUGGAGAGGAACGUCGCCGCCCCGAACGCGGGUCCGACACAUCCCGGGCUCUUCGCCCUCACCCCCGCGCAGAGACACGCGCUUCGGGAACCCAGAGACGACGCGUUCGAUCCCCCCGCGCCGGCGCCGCAACGGAAGCGCAGGGACGUCGCGAAGCGCAAGCGCGAUGGGAUUUCCCGACAGGGGUUCGGCGACACCCCGAAGCGCGGAACUCGUACCACGAGCAAGUACCGCGGCGUGACGCAUCACUGCAGGACGGGCCGGUGGGAGGCGCACAUCUGGGAGGACGGCAAGCAGGUGUACCUGGGCGGCUUCGACUCCGAGCAGCAGGCGGCGCUCGCGUACGACGUCGCCGCGAUCAAGUGCCGCGGCGAGGAGGCCAGCACGAACUUCGACAUGAACGACUACGCCCAGGAGCUCGCCGCGCUGAACUCCGUGGGGAAGGAGGAGCUCGUGCUGUCGCUCCGGCGGCAGAGCAAAGGGUUCGUGAAGGGCAGCUCGAAGUUCCGGGGGGUGACCAGGCACCAAAAAGGUCGGUGGGAGGCGCGGAUCGGGCAGCUCGUGGGACGUAAGUACCGGUACCUCGGGCUGUACGACCAAGCGGAGGAGGCUGCGGUGGCGUACGACACGGAGGCUGUCCGACAGAAGGGUUUCGACGCGGUGACCAACUUUGACCUCUCCGAGUACGCCGACGUCCUCGCGGAGCACCACGCGUUGAGACGCGCGCGACGCACGCUCUCCCACCCGAUACCCGAACCCGAUGAUCCCAACGCACCGGCGAGCUUGCCCGCGGCGUCCAUCAAGCAGCGGCUCAAGGCUGCGAGCGAGUCGAGUUUCGGGGGCAUGCGCGAGGGUCCCGCCGCGGAGAGGGAGCCGCGGGGGGAGGCCAUCGACGCGGUUCGCGCGUUCUUCAGGGACGCGGGCGUCGAGAAGGCGCUCACGCCGAUGGAUCCCAUCAGGGAGAUGGCGACGAACGCCGGGAACGCGGCGGCGGCGGUCGCGGCGGCGCGGGAGAGGAAUGCGAGGACGACGUGGGCUCCCAUGAACGACAAGGGAACUCUUCUGGACGACGAAGGCGACCUCGAGGAGGAGGACGUCGGGGGCGGGGGCAAGACCACGAUCCAGGCGCUCCGCGCGAUGGUGAGGGAGGCGAGGACGCAGCUGGCAUCGACACAGAGACAGCUGGAGGUUGCGAUGAUCGGGACGGACGACGGAAUGGGAACGGGGGACCGGGACGUUGACGAGGGGAAAAAUUAG
Micromonas commoda is the source of this 1716-nucleotide messenger RNA. Its product is annotated as AP2-like protein. Bases 1 to 1716 code for a protein of 571 amino acids. The transcript has a single exon. Gene Ontology annotation, molecular function: DNA-binding transcription factor activity; DNA binding. The record is from RefSeq and is a predicted model, not a curated record. NCBI's taxonomy places the organism in Eukaryota, Viridiplantae, Chlorophyta, Mamiellophyceae, Mamiellales, Mamiellaceae. Gene Ontology annotation, biological process: regulation of DNA-templated transcription.